Molecule: messenger RNA, 4299 nt
Organism: Nicrophorus vespilloides
Lineage: Eukaryota; Metazoa; Arthropoda; Insecta; Coleoptera; Silphidae
Product: histone-lysine N-methyltransferase, H3 lysine-79 specific-like
Exons: 9
Coding region: 162-4178 (1338 amino acids)
Biological process (GO): regulation of transcription regulatory region DNA binding; DNA repair; DNA damage checkpoint signaling
Cellular component (GO): nucleus
Molecular function (GO): histone H3K79 methyltransferase activity
Source: RefSeq, a predicted model, not a curated record
GAGCAUUGCGUGCGCAGGGUGAACGAUCAGCGAUGGCGUGUUUUCGCUGUACUCUGUGAAUAAAAUCCUGCUGUAUGCUCGGGAUGGACAAAUGGUGAUGCCAAUGAGCAUUAGAGGGUUCAGUGCGCGAUCGUUCUACAGUUGAUACAUCCUCCGGAGCGAUGGCUCAGCAGCUGAAGCUGCACUCCCCCGCAGGGGCUGAACCUGUGUUAUAUACUUGGCCGUUAACCUCAGGACGUGGAAAUGACCGUCAUGAUGGAGCAAUUGAAAUUGUUGAGACCAUCAGAUGGGUGUGUGAGGAUUUGCCCGAACUUAAGUUGCCCAUGGAAAAUAAUAUACUUACAAAUUAUGACACACGAAGUUAUGAUAGCAUGAAGGCAUUAUGUGAUAGGUUUAAUAAAGCCAUUGAUAGUCUCGUUGCUUUAGAAAAGGGAACGUCACUGCCAGCACAACGAUUAAAUAAAUAUCCCAGCAGAGGCCUGCUUAGGCACAUCUUGCAACAGACUUACAAUCAAGCCGUCACAGAUCCGGACAAACUAAAUCAAUACGAACCAUUUUCACCUGAGGUUUAUGGAGAAACAUCGUAUGAGCUCAUCAGCCAAAUGAUAGAUCAAAUUGAUAUUACACCAGAAGACAUAUUUAUUGAUUUGGGUUCUGGCGUGGGUCAAGUUGUUCUACAAAUGGCUGCAGCAACGCCAUGCAAAAUUUGCUUAGGUAUUGAAAGAGCUGAAGUACCUAGCCGAUAUGCAGAGUCUAUGAACAAGAACUUCCGUACGUGGAUGAAGUGGUACGGAAAGAAGUUCGGGGAGUACAAACUAAUGAAGGGAGAUUUCCUCAUGGAGGAACAUAGAGAGAAAAUCAAUUCUGCCACCAUAGUGUUCGUAAAUAAUUUUGCCUUUGGUCCUACUGUGGACCACCAACUGAAGGAGCGCUUUGCUGAUCUGAAGGACGGCGCCAGGAUCGUCUCUUCUAAAAGCUUCUGUCCACUUAACUUUCGAAUUACUGAUCGUAAUCUCAGUGACAUCGGCACGAUAAUGCAUGUAUCGGAAAUGUCACCGUUGCGUGGUUCCGUCUCCUGGACGGGGAAGCCCGUUUCGUAUUACCUUCACAUCAUCGAUAGAACCAAAUUGGAAUGCUAUUUCCAAAGAUUGCGGAAUCCCAAGGUUAAGGAAAACGAGGAUUCCAACAAUGUGCGGUCAUCGCGAGAAAAAACCAGGAGGGACUUGACGAAACAGAUACAUGAUUCUUCUUCGGAUUCAGAUUUCUAUGAUCAAGAUGGCAACUACGGAUUGGGGCCUACAACUCGCAGAGCCUGGUCGGAUUGGUGUUCAAACAAGGGCAAGAGCAGCCAAUCCGAAGAGGAGGUUACGGGCAAGGGCAAGAGGCAACCGAAAAAACUGAGGCGGAAGAUUUCGAGAGGAAAAAAUCAAACGACGCCCGCUAAGCCCAUAAAUAAACCGCGUAGGGGAAGAGUAAAGAAAGCCAAGCCCAAAAAGGCUAUUAAGAUCAACGGCCUGGAUUUGCUUCACUCGCAAACGUUGUUGAGUACUUCACCACAAGCAAAUGGUAAGAAACUUCCUCCACCUCCGGGAUGUGUUGAUCAACAGCUGACUGCUCUGAGCACGGAAAUGGUUCACGAUGAAUUGGACAUACCCCAAGCUCCCGGAGAUACGCCCUACUCUCUGCAGAUCCUAUUGGAUAUGUAUAGAGUACAAUAUAUGAACAUGAUUGAUCAAUUCAAAUCACCGGACUAUAAGAAUAACAUCGAGCAGUUAAUCGCCGAGGAGAAGGAUCGGAAUCAACGUUUGCAAAGCAGAGCGGCGCAACUAGAGAAACAGAUUAAAGUGCUCAUAGACGACAGCGUAGCUUUGCUGAAAGCUAGAAUGAGCGAAUUGGGUAUUAAUGCAACUUCCCCGGUGGACCUAUUGGCGAAGGCCAAGGAAAUUGUUUGUAGACACAAAGAUCUCCAGGCAAAAGCCAGUAAGUUACAAAUACAAGUAGGCAAUUUGGAAGAGAAGCAGAAGGCUUUAGUAAUUGAGCGGAAACAGGAAAUUGCGGAGAAAUAUGGUAAACCAGAGGUGAAUCGAGAAUUGUCUGCAAACAUGGCAGAAGAGUGCAUCUUGCGCGAGAUUUCAUCUACUUUGUCGCAUAGAAAAAAGUUGCACAACCAGGUGAGCCUACUGGAAGGCGAAGUUCUAUCAUUGGAGAAAUCGAGCGAGGAGAGAAAGCAAGCGCAGGCCCUUAUGGCCAGGCAGCAGCAAAUAGCGCCUACCAAAGUAUCCCGUAAAUCCAGGGACUACAGAGCUAGGUCACAGGAUUGGCCUGAUGUGCCGGAUAUUGCAAAGAUCGAAGAGCAGAAUCCGGAGAUUCUCGCACAAAAGAUCUUGGAGAAAGGUAGAAUGAUAGAAGCGAGUAAACAACUUUCUAGCAAUAGCAAACUACCUCAGAUGAAUAUGCCUAUGAAGUGCCCGUCGAGUAAUCAACGAACGUCGUCAAGAACAUCAAUGCCUGCCCCAGUACCGGUCGCGAAACGACCGAAAAUCAGUAAUACACCAUCGUCCCAUCCGUCACCUUCACAUCAUCAAAGACCACAAGAACCACCAAGAAUUGCUAAUUUUGAAGACCGCCUGAAAAGUAUCAUCACGUCUGUUUUGAAUGAAGACCAACAAACACGGUCGAAAUCACAGCAGCAGCAGCAACCGCCACCGCAACAUCAGCAACCACAACAUCAACAACCACAACCGCAACAUCAACCAUCGCAACAUCAGCCAUCCCAGCAUCAGCAACCGCAACAUCAACAACCACAUCAUCAACAACCACAACAGCAACAUACUCCAUCCAUGUAUAGUCCUAAUCAGGCACCGACCCCAGUUUAUAAUGCACCACCCACCCCUCACCACCAGUACAAUUCAUACAACCAGUAUAUGGCGAAUACGAAGCACGAUGAACGAAAGUACCCUAAGUACAAUGGGAAUAGAUGCGAGACGAUAGUGAGGCCUGCAGAAGAACAGGCAAAAGUUGCUCAAACACACGAAGGUUUAGUAGUCAGCAUGACGGAAAACUACGUAGAACCUGAACCCCCUAGGAUAUCGCCGAUACAGCCGAGAAGUUCACAGCCUGAGCAACCGGAUUACACGCAGAUAUCGCCCGCAAAGCUGGCAUUAAGGAGGCACCUAUCCCAAGAGAAGUUGGCUGCUGCGCAGCACCACGUAUUCAAUCCCCCCGCAGAAAGCAUAGUUGCUACUAGAACAAUAGGUGAUUUGAUGUCCGGCGAAAUCGAAAGGACAUUGGAGAUAUCAAAUCAAUCGAUAAUAAAUGCCGCCGUUGAUAUGAGCGACAUACGUACUCAUCAUGUGAUUAACACAAACCUGCCACGACCUGAAAGGGUCAACGUGAAGGUGCCUGAACCUCCGAAGGAGCCCGAGGCUGCCCCUAUGAGACAAGUUUACAGUCCCAUUUCGAGGCCUUCGUCGACAGAAGGCUUAGAAGGUUUAGCCUACAUAAAUCCCCACAUUAAAGUGAACACGCAUUCAGUGUACAUGCCGCCACCCCCUCAACAGUCACCAAGACAAUCACAAUUUUCACCGCGGACGACGGUCUUGUACCCAACCCAGGCAAGACCGUCCUACGAGCCUUACACACCGCUGCCAAGAGCCGACAUAAAAUACCACGAAUCGUAUUUUACUGACAUUAAGCCUUCAAUGGUGGAAGCCGAGAGUAGAAGCAAUUUUGUACCUGAAGGACUAGCUGCCAGGGUUAUGAACGGACCUCACAUCAAAGAGGAAAUUGAUUGCGAACGUAGAUAUUUACAAUAUCAUGAUAUAAAGACUGAAUCAACAUCAACCGACUGCCAUUAUAAACGCGAGUCACCUGUGAUACAUGGGCCGAUCAGGAACAAAGCCGUCUCAACUUACAUACCAGAUGCAGGACAUCGAAAUUAUCCGCGCAUCCAUCAUUCACCGCCAGAACGAGCUAAAACCACACUGCCAAUGGACGCUGAAAGGAAGCUUCUUGUCGAAGAAAUUGAAGUUGAAGAGGAAGGCGAGGAGUCGAAGUGGCAAGACAAAAUAAGUUCAGGUUUCGACCGAUUAGUAGCAUUUGCAUCGACGGAAUUAGACAAACGUAGGCGAUCGACGGAGGGUAAUGACAGGACGGGAAGCUUAUAUCUGUUUAUUUGAAUAGACAAUUUUACUGCCAAUUUUAUUGUAAUAAUCUUACUUUAUUUCAUGAAUAUAAACUGUACCAAAAGGUGAAAUAAAGUAGCAAGAUUUAAUACUUUUCUUGUUUUUGAUAUAUCAA